UUGGCGCCCCCUUCCCUUUCAGCCUCGGGCGCGGGGGAGGCUCGGCAGACCUGCUGACUGGGAAGCGGUAUGGCAGCGACGCUGGGCAGCGGGGAGCGCUGGACGGAAGCUUACAUUGAUGCAGUUAGAAGAAACAAAUACCCAGAAGACAGACCUCCUGAAAGUCAUGACCCCUGUGGUUGCUGUAACUGCAGGAAGGCACAAAAGGAAAAGAAGUCUGAGCAUGAGUGGAAUCAGACCCGACAGGGUGAGGGGAGUGCCACUUAUACUGAGGAGCAGCUGCUUGGAGUACAAAGGAUCAAGAAAUGCAGAAAUUACUAUGAAAUUCUGGGGGUUUCACGAAAUGCCAGUGAUGAAGAGCUUAAGAAAGCUUACCGAAAACUCGCCCUGAAAUUUCAUCCUGACAAGAACUGUGCUCCUGGAGCAACAGAUGCUUUCAAAGCAAUAGGAAAUGCCUUUGCAGUCCUGAGCAAUCCUGACAAGAGACUCCGCUAUGAUGAAUAUGGAGAUGAACAGGUGACUUUCACUACCCCUCGAGCCAGACCUUAUAAUUAUUACAGGGACUUUGAAGCCGACAUCACUCCAGAAGAGCUGUUCAACGUCUUCUUUGGAGGACAUUUUCCUACAGGAAACAUUCAUAUGUUUUCAAACGUGACAGAUGACUCCCACUAUUACCACCGGCGGCACCGACACGAGAGGAUGCAGACACGGAAGGAAGAGGAAGAAGAUAAGCCUCAGACUACAUAUUCUGCAUUUAUUCAGUUACUUCCAGUUCUGGUGAUUGUGAUUAUAUCUGUGAUUACUCAGCUGCUAGCUGCUAAUCCCCCAUAUAGUCUAUUCUAUAAAUCGACCUUGGGCUACACCAUUUCUAGAGAAACCCAGAACCUACAGGUGCCUUACUUUGUGGAUAAAAACUUUGACAAGGCCUACAGAGGAGCAUCUCUGCGUGACCUGGAGAAGACGAUAGAAAAGGAUUACAUUGAUUACAUCCAGACAAGUUGUUGGAAGGAGAAACAACAAAAGUCGGAGUUGACCAAUUUGGCAGGAUUAUACAGAGAUGAACGAUUGAAACAGAAGGCAGAGUCGCUGAAACUUGAAAACUGUGAAAAACUUUCCAAACUGAUUGGCCUACGCAGAGGUGGCUGAGAGGAUGGUAGUCCUAUGCAGGCUCGGGGUUUUGCUAUGUGUUACUGUUUAUGUUCCUAAUUCCAUUGUAUAAUACAAAAUUAGGAAAUGAUGAACAUUUUACAAUUUGCUAACUUUGUUUGGUGGGCAGAGUUGGAGGUGCUUCAGCAUGGAGCCAGACUUGUCAUCACAGACUCCUUCCUGGGGAUUGGCUCCGGGGGCCAGGAGCAGGUCAUCUAAAUUGAAUUAAUGGCAAAGCAUUAGAUUCAGCCCCCUGCUCUGCGCCUACCCUGCCUCUAGAAAGGUAGUUCAGGGCACCCCCGAGCAGACUCAUAUUUUCUUUCUUCUUCCCUUCAGUGAAGUCUCAAUAGCCAGUCAUUCCUAGGCUUAGCCAAAGCAGCUUAAUAUUGGUUGUUUACAAUGUGCACUGAGAAUUAUACCUCUCCCUUCAUUAGAGUCAUUGUCUCCCCACCAGAUUCAGCUGUUGGAACAACUCAACUUUCCAUUUUCUAAGGGAAAUGUGGAGAAAUGUAAACUGUUUUAGUCCACAGUUUUCUAUUUGUUACUAGCAUUAGAAAACUGCCUAAUUUGAGUUUUUUUUACUUCCUUAACCCUCUGUCUUGUAGAGAGCCCAGAAAUUAAGUUAUUGAGUGAAACAGUUCAAUGGACAUGGAAGCAGGGGCCAGGGGCGAAGGUAAAAUGCAAGACUAAGUCUCAGCUGCUCAGUGCAGAACCCAGAGAAUGUUCUUUUUGACAUUUCCCCUUGCAGCAUCAUACUUGAGCUGAGUCCCUACACCCCACAGAGGUACAGUGGUCAGACCUAAGAGGAGGCACUGCCAGCCCGCUGGGCUGUUUGCUCAAGCCUAGAGAUAGAGGGGAAAGACCCUCAGUCUGAGGCUAUGGGGAUCUGGCGUUGGCCCCAGCAGUCACUUUGUUUAACCCAGUGCCCUGUAGUUUGUGAUAGGAGAUGCUUUUUCAUGUAGUCAACAUUUGUUGAGUGCCUGGUAUGGAAUGAGAACAUUGGCCCAGAGAGGAUGCAUGGUUGAACUGGGUCACACAACUUGUUGUGACAGAGCUAGAUGGUAGGCCAACUCUCAAGUAGGAAGUGUGUGAUCAUCCCCAUUGCUCAGGUAAUUCUAGCCAUAUUGGUUAAAGCGAAUCUUUCCCAAGGAUGCUCCUCCCCCCACCCUGGGAUCCUGUAUCCUUUCUAUGGCAGUGCUACAUCCACUCAGGACACCUCUCUACACCACUUCUGUAUACAAAACAAAAGCAGGCAGCUUUUCCCACUGGUGACAAGGAGGACGGAAGUUGUUGCCUGGACUGUGUGGUUCUGGGCCUUCCUGUGGAGGUGAGCUACCAGGAUUGAGCUGCCCAGAUUAUAUCAUGAAUCUGAACCUGGAAGGAUCAGUAGGUAAAUGUAGUCUACACUCCAUGUUUUCUUCAGGAUGGAAGAAAAGUUCCUGUUGGAAGGAGAGUCUACAUUAAAACUUGUUUCCAAAGUAGAGUUUCUCCUUUCAGAUGCAUAGCCGUGAUUUAGGCAGAUGUAUCUAGUAUUGUCCCACGUGUGGGCAUCCCACAGGGUCAGGAGAUGAGUCCAGAGGUAAAGAGUGGGACUUUGGUGGCUGGUAGGGGCACCUGCUCAGCUGUAGGGAGGGAGAGCAGCUCCAGAGAUAGUCAGAUUUUGUCACCCAAUGAAGUCUAUCCUCCUGGGUUUUGGGGGGCUUCCUUGAUCCCCUCUGAGUGACUGAAGGGAUUUACAUGGUAAAAUGUGCCUGUGGGCCAAAUGAGCUAUAGAAAGUUGUUUUCCUGUACACACAAAAAUCAAAGCUCCCCUGUCCCCAACCCCAAUCUCUGCUAGAAAAUGGGCCAUAAUUAAACUGACUUGACAAGGUACAAGACUCUGCUCUAGAUGCCCGUGAAUAGUGUAGUCACACCUGGAUUUCAUGGCAGAGAUGAGUUAUCUGUGAUGAUACUAAAUAGAGGCAAUACUAACUCACUUCAUUAAAUGUCAGGUCUGUUGUCUGUUUUUAUAGCACUGAUGGUACUGUUUUAUUUAUUACCUAAUAGACUGCAACACUCACAUCUGGUUUUCCUGAAGGGAAUGGUAUUUGCUUUGGGUUGAAGGAUAGUUUAAUCUAUUUGGUACUGUCCAGAAUAUUGUUAAACUAUAAUUUCCUGGGUUGCAUUUUAGAUGGGUUGUCUGCAUGGUGGUAAAAUAAGCAUUUUCCUCUUGCCUACAUCAUUUGGAAAGUUUUUAUCAUAUAUAAACUCUCUAGGCAUGGCGUAUUCUUGCUCUCAGAACUUGGCAUGCAACUCUAGACUAUUUCUGUGAGCACAAAUGCAGACUGGAGAUGCGUGAUGGGAGUGGGGCUAAGAAAUAGGGCUUGAGGCUCGAGCAGAAAGCGAAGCUCUCGUAAGAAUGGAAGUGCCCUCUGCACUAAAUGAUCAACAGUGAGGAAGGUGGGAUGAAAACCCUUCUCAUCACAAGGGGCACUGCAGUUUAAAGGAAUCCGUGUCCCCAGAUUAGCAACCCUGGGGUUCAUCUGCUCAAACUAGAAGACUUCUGAACUUCCUUGAUCAGCUCCAGGCCUCACAGCUUGGGAGAAGUGACCAGCAAGAAAAUGCCAUUGCUGUUCUUUCUGUUGGAAACUAUUAGAAAUUACGCCGAACUCCAAACCCCACUGGAACGUGGAAUCCAGCAGCCUAGUCAAGCUAUGUGUUACUCUCAUUUACAUCCUCACACUCAGGACUGGCUUUGUGAGGAGGCACUGUUGGGAUUCCAGAGCUUUCUGUUACGAAUAGCCACACACGCGGGUUCAUUGUCUGCAUGCACUGUUCCUCACAGGAGCUAGCGCUUAAUUAGUAUUUAUUUUGGAUUCCUUUAAGGUAUAAGCUUAGUGUCCUAAUGUAUUUAUUUUUGGAAAGGACCAACUUAUUAUACAUCUUAUUUUUUGAGCCUGCAUUGUUGAUAACCUCGUGCAGUGACCACCAAGUAACUAUAUACCUGUGUGUUACGUAUUGAUUACAUCUUUUGCAUCACAUUCAGUAUUUGGAAUUAAAGAUGUGAAUGUUCUGUGACCAGAGCCAGGAUUGACCCAGAUGGAAUCAGCUCCUGGUGGAGUAAGAAUCCUGAAAAAUCUGGUCACCUGAUCCAUUACAUCUGGACUGAGUGUAUUUUAACAGAAAUAAAUUAAAUGGUUUUAUAU
Messenger RNA from Delphinapterus leucas (beluga whale), 4331 nucleotides. RefSeq names its product DnaJ heat shock protein family (Hsp40) member C18 (gene DNAJC18). Gene Ontology annotation, molecular function: Hsp70 protein binding. Gene Ontology annotation, biological process: cellular response to misfolded protein. The record is from RefSeq and is a predicted model, not a curated record. Gene Ontology annotation, cellular component: endoplasmic reticulum membrane. Lineage: Eukaryota; Metazoa; Chordata; Mammalia; Artiodactyla; Monodontidae.